UUGAAUUUUUUGUCCGCUGCUUCGGGUAGACCUAUUUUGCAUGCAAAUUACAUGAAUAUCUUUAAAUAAAAAUCCAUAUUUUAAAUGAAAUAAUUUAUUUAUACCCAAAUCCUACCAAACUGACUCCAGAUCAGCACGUACACACAUGGACAUGGACUUUAAAAGCAGUGUAUAUGGUUUGGCACGGGCAUAUUUUGAGUUCUGAUAUUGGGCUGGGUUUUGAUUGGCCAUUGGGCUGGUUUUGUCACACAGACCUGGCAACCCUGCCACCGAGGAGCAUCUAAAAGAAACGGUGUCUGACCGACCAUGGGUUCGUCCUCCAGGUGAUAUUGUCUGAGCUGUAAAAACAAAGGCAUCUGUAGAAAAACAACACGAUGGGCUCCAGACUGAGCAGGCAGAGCAGCCUGGACAGUGACGAUUUCUCCAAAAAGCGACGCAAGCUUCUCGAUGGCUCCGGAGAGAGCGACAGGACCAGCCGAGGCGGCGGCGGCGACUUUCUGUUUGCACUGAUGUUGAAAACAGAUAAACUGCCUGGGAUGCUGCGGAGGACCAACCACAGCCCGUACAUCAGGCGAGUGGCGUGGAUCAAAGACAUCCAGAAGCUACUCCGCGAUCGCAGGACGGAGCAGGCGACCGACGUGCUCCGAUUACUGAGGAAGGAUCUUGGUUUGGAAGGCAACUCGCUCAAUGACAUCUUAUACAAAAACGCCGCCUUCCUCAACCUGGUGGACCCGAUCUCACACGAGCUGCUGCUCAGCCUGGCUCGAGAGAUGCAGUGUCCUAAGAAGGAUGCAGACACCAGAAAGUCUUCUGAUAAGAUUUGCAGACAGCUGAUCUACCAUCUGACCCCACACUCAAAGUGGCUGAGGCAGAGCAUGUCCAGACGGAAAUCCCAGGCCUGUCUCAAGACAACCCUCCAGAAAAAUCUGUCCAGUGACUCGGUCGACCUAUCGGGCGUGGCCUUGUCCGCCCGCGAUGUCCGACAAGUUGCCUUCUACCUCCAAAACAACAGAGACAGCGUGGUGGCCGUGGACGUCAGCUUCACUGAACUCCAGGACGAGAACCUGAAGAUUCUCCUGCCUCUUCUCGCAUCGUUGCCCAAACUCGGCAACCUGGCGCUCAACGGUAACCGCCUCACCCUGAUUAUACUCAAAGAGCUCACAGAGUUGCUCAAAGACCCCAAGAUGUUCUCCAGCCUGGCCUGGAUCGACCUGGGCAACAACGUGGAUAUUUUCACGAUGCCUCAGCCGCUGCUGGUCGCGUUGCGCCGCCGCUGUAGCCUGAAGAGCAGUUUACCGACUAUCUACGAGUACACGGCGGGUCAACCCUACUGUUACCACCUGGAGACGUCCAUCGAGGAGCCUAGCCUCGAGGAGGAGGAAGAGGCGGAUGAUGACGAGGAUGUCAUGGGGAACAAAUUUGAGCUGGAGCCGUGGAGUUUAGGGGAAAAGCAGCUCUCCAAAGACUUCACCCUUCACGACUGAGAGGUGAAGGGGUGCUCUCCCUCUGAGGCGCUUUCAACUGUGGUUGAAACGUGGUCCCACAGCACCGUGUUACUACCUCCUUCGUCCACUCGCCCUCACACCACCAGCCCAGUCACCCUUUGAGGCACAAGGGAGACCAUUGUCCCGUCCCAACACAGCUACCAGGCUAUUCCUAACCAUCUCUGAGUUAACCCACACAAGACGAAAAGGGAAGUGACGACGGCAGACUUACUGUGUUGGUGGAUGGUGCUCUUGGGAACAAGGUGCGGUUUCAUUGGAGGUUGGCUGGAAGAGUUAAUGAUCCAGUGGUCUCUCUCUCUCUCUCUUUUUCUCUUUCUCAAUCUCUCUCUCUCUCUCUCUCUCUCUGAUAGUGGCAGCUGAGGAGCCAAUCCCAAGGAGAUUUAGAUCAGUUGGUUGGAUGGAGGAGUAGCAUCGCGGCGGUGGCUGAAGUGGAACUCGAGUGAGUUUAGAAACACGGGGUCUCUCUGGAUUCUCUCCCAGGACUGAGUCUAUCUCUGGCAGGCAGGGCCCAGCUCCACAUUGUGUGUUCUCUGUUAAUCUCUCAACAAAAGCUAUGACACAAGUUCAACAGACUAUACAGCCGACGAACCGUCACGUGACGCCGGCAAAACUGCUGUCGAGAUUUUUUUUCCGUUUUCCCCCCCUUUCCAAAUGUCCACUUGUGAAUACCCGCGCAGCCCUUGUGUAGAUGUAAAUGAGGACACACACCAUGGUUCUCUUGUGUUUCCACGGGCUAUUUUGGUGCACUUUUGGUGAACAAAGCAAUCUUAGAAGACAACGGUAGGACUCAACAAUGGGUAGCUGUCGCUGAUUGUUUUUUGAUCGUCACCUCUUUGUAAUUGUUGAGCUGUUGUCGUCAUCACCGCAGUGUGUCAGUGCAUUUGUAACACCACAGCAAAGUGUUAAUAUGGGACACGGAGCAGUGCUGCCCGCCCUGCUGCCGUUUGUCUCUACAAACAUGUUGUCGUUUCCAUUUAUUGAUUGCGUACUUCAGUGGCCCUGUGUUUGUUAUGCGACACAGACUGUUAUCUCUUGAUUAUAGUCUGUCUACAGUAGCACAUGAUUAUUAAGUUAGACUGACUGAACACUUUAAGGGGAUUUUUUUUUUUUGUAUUUCCGUUUCUCCAGCAUAUACUUUGUGUACUAUAACUAGAGAUAUUUACAAAGCUGAAACAAUGCAUAACUCUUUAAGGUGAAAUUAUGUCCAUAUGGCUCAUGAUUGUUGAAAGAAUCAUUGACAAAACACAUACCCCCAUCAUCCAGAUAUAUAAUGAAUGUUUAAGUGUGUGUGGGUUAAAUGUGUUUGUAAAAUGUCUGAUUACUGCUGUCAUUAAUUGGGUUGUUGUUUUGGUGUUUCGUCUUGUGUCCGACUCUGUAAUUAUAAUAAUGACUCUAACUAUGAAACUGAAUGCAAUGAUCUCCUCCUGUAAGCCUAAACAGAAAACAAAGAAACAUACACGGCUGAAGGGAUUAUACAGAAAAACAGGAAAUAGUUCAGUCAAUGUGAAGUACACUCAGAGCGUACAACCUUCAUGUUGAAUGUUCCAUGUGAAUGAUGGAGAGCACUGUCCACUUGGUUCCUAGUUUAUGUUUCCUGAGUCAAUGUCAAACUUGUAGCCGCUGUGUACUUGUCUCAUGUCAAUCACUGACUGCCAAUAAAAGGACCAAUCACAACUGAAAA
Pseudoliparis swirei is the source of this 3186-nucleotide messenger RNA. RefSeq names its product leucine rich repeat containing 75Ba (gene lrrc75ba). The transcript has 4 exons. NCBI's taxonomy places the organism in Eukaryota, Metazoa, Chordata, Actinopteri, Perciformes, Liparidae. Bases 375 to 1484 code for a protein of 369 amino acids. The record is from RefSeq and is a predicted model, not a curated record.